CUUUAUAAAUAUCAUCAGCUGAACUUACUCAAAACUGAAAAAUAGAAAUACCCUCAAAAAGAAAAAAAAAAACAAAAAAAGAGCUGUCCAAUCAAGCUCCGAGAGAGCUCAAUUGGAGGAGGAGAAAAAAAAGAGAAACAAAAAUGGAUGUGAAUCUUGUAAUCCCCAUCGCCAUUUUGGUCCUCCUAAGCUCAAGCGGCAGCAGCGGCGCCGCGGCCCCGGCGAGGAACGACCGAGCCCUGCAGAAGCAAUUCCUGGCCCCUCACAAUGCCGCCAGAUAUGCGCUCCGAUUAGCUCCGCUGGUGUGGGACGCGAAAUUGGCCCGCUACGCACAGUCGUACGCCAACAAGCGGCGGGGGGAUUGCGCUCUCCGGCACUCCGGCGGGCCUUACGGCGAAAAUAUCUUCUGGGGCAGCGGCAACGCAUGGACUCCGGCGCAGGCCGUCGCCGAUUGGGUGUCGGAGCGGCAAUGGUACAGCUACUGGGCCAAUUCUUGCGUGGAGGGGGAACUGUGUGGGCAUUACACGCAGAUUGUGUGGCGGUCCACGCGCCGGAUUGGGUGCGCCAGAGUCACCUGUAACGCCGGCGGGGGCGUCUUCAUCACUUGCAAUUACGACCCUCCGGGUAAUUACAUUGGGGAGAGACCUUAUUAAACAAAAUUAAUCAUAAGAAAUAAUUGCUUCUGGGUUUUAAUUUUUACCAUUUUGUCGUGUUGAGAAUUCGGAGUCGGAGUCUGUAUAUUUGGAGUGAAAAAUAUUUGUUUGUAAAAUUCACCAUUAUUCGUUGUGUUCAAGUCUUUGUCAAAUUCACAUGUAAUGUAAUUGAUUUUGUGUGGUGCAUCCCCUCAUAUACUUUUUUUUCCCGUCCUUUUCAAGGAGUGGUGUAUACUUCCGUCCAAAUAAAAUUUAUAUUAAAUA
Molecule: messenger RNA, 917 nt
Organism: Momordica charantia (bitter melon)
Lineage: Eukaryota; Viridiplantae; Streptophyta; Magnoliopsida; Cucurbitales; Cucurbitaceae
Product: pathogenesis-related protein PR-1
Cellular component (GO): extracellular region
Source: RefSeq, a predicted model, not a curated record